AUGCCGCUAACACCACCUGCUGAGCCUGACCUGGAACCUAAAAUGAACUGGGCCUCCUUUUAUGCCGUGAUAAGCGGCGUAAACCGGCACUCAACAGGCAUCGGCCGCAUCUGGCUCUCCGUUCUCUUCAUCUUCCGAAUCCUGGUACUGGUGGUUGCAGCCGAGAGUGUUUGGGGAGACGAGAAAGCUCAUUUCACUUGUAACACACAGCAGCCCGGCUGUAACAGCGUCUGCUACGACCACUUCUUCCCCAUCUCACACAUUCGUCUUUGGGCUCUCCAGCUUAUCCUGGUCUCCACCCCGGCUCUGCUCGUAGUCAUGCACAUCGCUCACCGUCGCCAUGUCGACAAGAAGCUGUACCGGCAGUCUGGCCGAACCAGCCCAAAGGACUUGGAGCAGAUUAAGACGCAGAAGAUGAAGAUCACGGGUGCUCUGUGGUGGACGUACGUCAUCAGCCUGCUCUUCCGCGUCCUCUUUGAGGCGGCCUUCAUGUAUCUGUUCUAUAUGAUCUACCCUGGAUACAAAAUGUUCCGUCUGGUCAAGUGCGACUCUUACCCCUGCCCAAAUACCGUAGACUGCUUUGUGUCGCGGCCCACGGAGAAGACGGUUUUCACUGUCUUCAUGCUCGCUGUCUCGGGCGUCUGCAUCUUGCUCAACAUCGCAGAGGUUGUCUUUCUCGUGGCACAAGCAGCAAAUCACCAUUUCAGCAAUGCCAAAGACUCACCAGUGGGGGCCUGGAUCAGCCAAAAGCUGUGCUCUUUUUAA
Chanos chanos (milkfish) is the source of this 765-nucleotide messenger RNA. It is a transcript of the gene gjb1a, whose product is annotated as gap junction protein beta 1a. NCBI's taxonomy places the organism in Eukaryota, Metazoa, Chordata, Actinopteri, Gonorynchiformes, Chanidae. The coding region runs from base 1 to 765 and encodes 254 amino acids. The transcript has 2 exons. The record is from RefSeq and is a predicted model, not a curated record. Gene Ontology annotation, cellular component: connexin complex. Gene Ontology annotation, molecular function: gap junction channel activity. Gene Ontology annotation, biological process: cell-cell signaling.